Molecule: messenger RNA, 393 nt
Organism: Hymenoscyphus albidus
Lineage: Eukaryota; Fungi; Ascomycota; Leotiomycetes; Helotiales; Helotiaceae
Source: the annotation of a GenBank genome assembly
AUGCCGACCCUGCCCUGUCCUGUCAUUCCCCGUCUCCCCCGCCCCGGCGCAAAGAAAAAGUAAGACAACUCAUCCCUUCCAUCACCCAUCACCCAUCGCCAUCUCCACGCCAGCCGGCGGCGCAAUCGCUUUUCCACCUCGGCUGGCCCUGUUCAAGAAUGGACUUUGGGCCAGAAAGGGCAGCUUCUCGGCUUCAGGCUUCCAUGGACCAUGGGCAAUCUCGUUGGGGUCGGACUCGCUGUGUCUCCCAAAGGUCUUGUGCUCUUGGCCUGGCCCUCACUCAAACUUUCCAAAGGCUGGGCUGUUGCCCCGGAUCCCGAUGGUUCAGCCCCGGCUGGAAUCCUUGGACGGCAUUUCCACCCAAACGUGCGAAUGGCGAAUCGUGUUGCGUAG